AUGGGAGCUCGAUGCGAAGCCAUGACAACAGUGCAGUGUGCAACCAUUACAGAGUACAGUCGCACCUGGCGGUGAGUGCAUUAAUCAUGUCCAUCGUCCCCGAGCAUUUCUUUACUUCAUUCCCUUCCUUCACGUAACUAUAUUUAAUUCACAGAGAGAGAGAGAACAGAGAGAGAGAGAAGAGAGUUUGGUUUGGUGAGCUGUGUGGUUUCUGACCCCAGUAUUCAUUUCCAUCUUUUUAAGGCCAAAAGAACCCCCUUCACAUGGCUUCUUCUGAUGCACCACCAUAAGUGUCUCUGCUCGCUCGAGCGAUGCGGCAUGAUUGUGAGGGAACUGGACGACCAUCAUCAUCGUCGUCAUCACCAUCGUCAUGAGGAAGAAGAAGACGAGUUCUUCAUGUUGGGCAGCUCUCGCUCUGGGGCUCGCGCUCAUCGAUGGGCUCCUCGCGCCGCGCGCGCGGGGCCUCAGCAUGGACGGGGUGCUCCUGCUCUCCUUCAAGUACUCCAUCACCAGCGAUCCGCUCGGGGCGCUCGCCGGCUGGAGCUACGGCGACGACACGCCGUGCUCGUGGCCCGGCGUCACGUGCGGCGCCCCCGGUAACGGCACCGUCGCCUUCCGCGUAGUCGGCCUCUCCCUCCGGGGCUCGCGACUCGCCGGCUCGAUCCCUUCCGACAUGGGCAUGCUCAGGUACCUGCGCACCCUCGACCUUUCCAACAACUCCCUCAACGGCACCCUCCCCGACACCAUCUUCGGUGCCACCGACCUCCGCGUCCUGGAUCUCUCCGAUAACCGGAUCGAGGGCCCGAUCCCCGCGGCCAUCGGACUGCUCGGGAACCUCCAGCUCCUCAACCUCUCCUACAACGCCUUGACGGGAAGCCUGCCGGCCAACCUCACUGCGCUCCCGAACCUGACCGUCGUGUCGCUCAAGAACAAUUACAUCACCGGGUACCUCCCCGGCGGGUUCGACUACGUGGAGAUCCUUGAUCUGUCAUCGAACCUGAUCAACGGGUCGCUGCCGGAGGAUUUCGGCGGCGAGGGCCUCCAGUACCUGAAUGUCUCCCACAACCAGCUCUCCGGGGAGAUCCCUAGGGGCUUCGCCGCCAGUAUCCCGGGCAACGCCACCCUCGACUUCUCCUACAACGAGCUCGCCGGCGAGAUUCCGGAGUCUGUAGUGUUGACGAACCAGGACGAGCGGUCGUUCGGCGGGAACCCGGACCUCUGUGGGAUCCCAACAAGGAACCCGUGCCCGAUCCCUUCUUCCCCAUCGUCUUCGCCGCCGAACGUGUCGGCUCCGACCUCGCCUCCGGCGUUCGCAGCUUUCCCAAAGACGGUCACCCCCGAGACGACGAAUGCGACAGCGAGCAAGUCCAAGAGACAAACGGGGCUUCGGCCGGUGACCAUAAUCGGCAUUGUGGUCGGUGACAUUGCGGGCAUUGCCAUAGUGGCUGCGAUUUUCGUGUGCGUUUGCCGGAUCAAGAAGAGGAAGAGGUGCCUCGACACGGCACCGGUCAAGAAGGAAUCCAGUGCGGCAGGGGAUGCAUGGUCGUCAACCUCCUCGGAGUCGCGUGGGUUCACGCGAUGGUCAUGCUUGCGGAAGCGAGGCGACAACGACGGAGUGAGCUCGGAGACCACCGCCUCCGACACCGACGACAACGACGACGUGAAGAGCUACGACAACGCUCAGCGGCACGAGAAGCAGGAGCCCUACAAGCAAGGGAUGCUCGUGACCAUCGAUAACAGCGGCGGCGGGGACAAGGUGGCGGCGCUCGAGCUGGAGACGUUGCUGAAGGCGUCGGCGUACAUACUAGGGGCGACUGGGUCGAGCAUCAUGUACAAGGCGGUGCUGGAGGACGGGACGACGCUGGCGGUCCGGCGGAUAGGGGAGAGCGGCGUCGAGCGGUUCAAGGACUUCGAGGCCCAGGUCCGAGCCGUGGGCAAGCUGGUCCACCCGAACCUGGUCCGGGUCCGCGGGUUCUACUGGGGCGUCGACGAGAAGCUCAUCAUCUACGAUUUCGUCCCCAACGGCAGCCUCGCCAAUGCACGCUACAGGAAGGUGGGCUCGUCCCCUUGCCAUCUGCCGUGGGAGGCCCGGCUCAGGAUCGCGAAAGGAGUGGCCCGCGGGCUCGCGUACCUGCACGAGAAGAGGCACGUCCACGGGAACCUGAAGCCCAGCAACAUCCUGCUGGGCGGCGACAUGGAGCCCAAGGUAGGCGAUUUCGGGCUCGAGCGCCUCGUCACCGGCGACACGAGCUACAAGGCCGGGGGCUCGGCCAGGAACUUCGGGAGCAAGCGGUCGACCGCCUCCCGCGACAGCUUCCAAGACCUCGGCCCAAGCCUGGGGCCGAGCCCCAGCCCCAGCCCGAGCUCGAUCGGCGGGUUCUCGCCCUACCACGCGCCCGAGUCGCUGAGGAGCCUCAAGCCCAGCCCGAAGUGGGACGUGUUCUCGUUCGGGGUCAUACUGCUGGAGCUGCUGUCGGGGAAGGUGGUGGUGGUGGACGAGCUGGGCCAGGCCAACGGGGUCGUGGUCGACGACCAGGCCCGGGCAAUGAGGAUGGCCGACGCGGCGAUCCGUGGCGACCUGGAGGGCAAGGAGGACGCCCUGCUGGCUUGCUUCAGAUUAGGGCUCAGCUGUGCAUCUCCCAUGCCCCAAAAGAGACCCUCGAUGAAGGAGGCCCUACAUGUUCUUGAAAAGAUCCCAUUUUCCUCAACCUCUUUGCACUAUUAUGGCCACUUGUAAUGAAUAGGUUCAACUGUUUGUAGAGAGCGAUGUAUCUAAUCUAUGAUUGACUGACGAAUUUGUCAAAUUUGUUUGUGGUUGGAUCAUGAAAUAGAGAGUUAGAUAGAGAUUUUUCUUUCA
Molecule: messenger RNA, 2857 nt
Organism: Syzygium oleosum
Lineage: Eukaryota; Viridiplantae; Streptophyta; Magnoliopsida; Myrtales; Myrtaceae
Product: probable LRR receptor-like serine/threonine-protein kinase At4g37250
Exons: 2
Coding region: 371-2737 (788 amino acids)
Biological process (GO): protein phosphorylation
Molecular function (GO): ATP binding; protein kinase activity; protein binding
Source: RefSeq, a predicted model, not a curated record